GUGCACGCUGACGUCAGUGGCAGGGCUCGCUCGGAGUGCGCGGCGGAGCCGCGAGCGAGACAGAGGCGCCAUGCGCCUUCGCACGGGCACAGCGCGGCUGGGGACGGUCUCGGAGUCGGGGACGCAGUGAGAAACGUCGUUUUCCUCAAGCCGGAUUACAGUCUCUACUGAGCGCGCAAAUGGGGUAGCCGAUGGUGUGUGAUGAAAUUGUUUUCUCCAGAAAUAGAGGCGGACGGUUCUUGUUUUUUUUUUUUUUUUUUUUCCCUCCUCUGGCUUGUUGUGGCGUGGCUCGUGGAUCACUUCCAAACUUGCGCCGUGGCAGCGCGCGGAGCGCCGCGUUAUUUAAAGGGACAUCGCCCGCGGUAGCUCGUGGCCAUGGAGAAGGACAGCGGCAGCGAGGGCAGCGCGUGCGACGGCACGCUGGACUCGGAGCGCGAGCGGCAGUUCUGCGAGCUGUGCGGUAAGAUGGAGAACCUGCUCAAGUGUGGCCGCUGCAGAAGCUCCUUCUACUGCAGCAAGGAGCACCAGAAGCAGCACUGGAAGAAGCACAAGCUGGUGUGCAAGGAGGCGGACCGAACCGACAACCAGCAGCAGCAGCAGCAGCAGCAGCAGGCGGACGAGCAGCAGAGCACAACCCAGGCGCCGCACAAGGGCUCGGAGUCGGAAGGGACGCGGACGGGCACGGCCGCGCAGAGCGUCCCCGAACCUGGGUCUGCGCUCACAAUGAAGGAGCCCGUCGUCAGCAGCAGCAGCGCGGCUGGAUCGAGCAGAACGGCCGCGGGCAAAGAAGCCGGAGACGGAGUGACAGUAAGCAGCAGCAGCAGCAGCAGCAACAACACCAAAGCCAACGGACAGAUGCGGAGCUCCUCGCAGAAAUUAGCGACGGAGUAUAUCGUGCCGUGCAUGAACAAGCAUGGAAUAUGCGUGGUGGACAACUUUCUGGGAGAGGAGGUGGGACUGCGCAUCCUGGAGAACGUGAUCGCGCUCCACAAGACGGGCCGGUUCACGGACGGACAGCUGGUGAGCCAGAGGAGCGACUCGUCCAAAGACAUCCGAGGAGACAAAAUAACGUGGGUCGAAGGACGGGAGCCGGGCUGCGAGAACAUUGGCUUUCUCAUGAACCGCAUGGACGACCUGGUCAGGCACUGUAACGGCAAACUGGGAAACUACAAGAUCAAUGGAAGGACGAAGGCAAUGGUGGCAUGUUACCCUGGCAAUGGAACGGGAUACGUGCGGCACGUGGAUAACCCCAAUGGCGAUGGGAGAUGUGUCACUUGUAUAUACUACCUUAAUAAAGACUGGGAUCCCAAGGAGCACGGAGGUCUGCUGCGGAUAUUCCCGGAGGGAAAGGCGCGCUUCGCGGACAUCGAGCCCCGGUUUGACAGGCUCCUCUUCUUCUGGUCGGACCGCAGGAACCCCCACGAAGUGCAGCCUGCGUACGCUACCAGGUAUGCAAUAACAGUGUGGUACUUUGAUGCAGAUGAGCGAGCUCGGGCUAAAGAGAAAUACCUGACAGGUAUGCUGUAUGUCAGCAUGGUUUAUAGGUCACUCGCGGUCUGUCAGCGACAUCCAUACGGGACCAGCAUUCUCAUCUGUGCACCUUUCCUCUGAGCAGCUAAGAGUUGUUUUGAUAUUUCCGUCUCCCGUGUACUGCCUAAUCUGUACAGUAAUCUGAUAUGUGCUCAGAAUAUUUAUUGUUAAAUAAUAUGUAAAUUAAUUUAAAAGAAAUGAAUAUAAUAUUAAUAAUGGAAACUGUACUUCAGCCCAUGAAACCAUACAUUAGCUGUUUUUUUUUUUUUUUUUUUUUUCUUUCUUCAAGUCAUGAGAUCCUAAUGAUGCUCAAAACAUUGCUCAUAAUGGUCCCAUUGGGUAAAAUUCCUGCUUUCAGGAAACCGCUUAACUGUCGACUGCCGGAUAUACAAAGAAAAAGGAUUCUCCGGCUUCCUUUUAUAACGUGCAGCCGCCGGCAGCGUGGCCGUGCCAUUCGAAAACAUCUUGAGACUUGCACGUUAAAUAAGGCGUGUUAACCAACCGCAGCUGUCCCGGGCAGCCGGCGCUUUACUCACACAGUGACGUUUGUUCCCGCACUGUUUAUUGCUGCUGUAAAUCAAGGCUAGACAUGAAAUCGUUGCACUCUUGGGAAUUCGGCAGAAGUAGGCUGCCAGAAUGGACCGUUCUCCUUUUCUUUCCGCGCAGGUGCUGGAGAAAAAGGAGUAAAGGUUGAGCUCAACAAAACUUCGGAUCCCAGCUAAGCUGCUAAAGAGCUAAGAGGUGGAGGAGGUCAGCUGUCAAAGUCCUACCUGCUUCUGGGUCAUGUGGCAAAAAAAAAAGGCAGCGUGCGAAAGAAGAGGCAGAGUAACGAGUCACCUUGGAAACGGAAGAGACGUCAGUUGUUUUCCAAAACUCCCGCUGGACGCGGCUUAACACCUUGACGUUGAAUGUCACGUCAUUCAUUGCACUGUAUGUCAAUGGUUUUUAUCGCUGACAUGAAAGUAAAGUUGGACAAAGCAUUUGAAAAGUUGUGAAAGUAACGAAAGGUACAACAUACUGUAUUUGCAAAAUCUGUCACGAAGUUAAGCUUCUUGUUAAGCUUUUAUUAUUUUUGGCUGAACCGAGAAGCAUCACCAAAUAUGUAACUUUUUCAUGUUCCCUUAAUACAGAGACCUGCCUUUCAGUGGCAAGCGUGUGAGGCUUGUGCUGCUUUGCUUUGUUCUGUGCUGUAUAGCUCUGAAAAUUUCGAUUGGAAAUGUGAUGCCUAGGUGGUGCGAGUAGAGCCCCACCACACCAGACAGCUCUCUGCUGGAGCGGAUUUAAAAUGGCCUUUAUCCUGAACCAAAGCCAAAACCUUGAACCGUAGCUCUACUUUGAAAUAAAAAAAAAUUAAUUUCCAAGUGCAGUGUGCGUUUGCAGGCUAUUUUUUUU
Scleropages formosus (Asian bonytongue) is the source of this 2922-nucleotide messenger RNA. RefSeq names its product egl nine homolog 1-like. Bases 376 to 1611 code for a protein of 411 amino acids. The record is from RefSeq and is a predicted model, not a curated record. NCBI's taxonomy places the organism in Eukaryota, Metazoa, Chordata, Actinopteri, Osteoglossiformes, Osteoglossidae. Gene Ontology annotation, biological process: cellular response to hypoxia; peptidyl-proline hydroxylation to 4-hydroxy-L-proline. The transcript has 4 exons. Gene Ontology annotation, cellular component: cytoplasm; nucleus. Gene Ontology annotation, molecular function: peptidyl-proline 4-dioxygenase activity; L-ascorbic acid binding; ferrous iron binding.